CGUGCUGGCUGUGUGUCACAUGCACAAACAGAGAAAGAACACGAGCAUCCAGGAGAAGCCGGGGUAAAGACCCAGGGCUCCCCAAACCAUGGCUAAUGUUGCCAAGAAAGUGUCGUGGUCAGGACGGGAACAUGAAGAAGAUCGGGAGAACACACCGUUACUGAAUGGGAGCAAAUACGGCGCUGCACAGCACACUAAAGAGGGUCCUACUCAAAACUUUUUUCGCAUUGGCCAGCUGAGUACAGUAGACCUUGAAGAUGAAAACCAAGAUCAGGAAACAGAACUUUCUUCCAGCUUUACAAAAGAAAUUCCACACAAUGAACACCUCCUUUCACUCAAGUAUGAGAGCCUGGAUUAUGACAAUAGUGAAAAUCAAUUAUUUAUGGAAGAGGAACGAAGUAUAAACCAUGAUGCAUUUCGAACUGUGGAGCUUACCCGUUGGAUCAUCUGUGGAAUGAUUGGAAUUCUGACAGGGCUCAUUGCUUGUUUUAUUGAUAUCAUGGUGGAGAAAUUGGCUGGUGUCAAGUACCAAGUCAUUAAAAACAAUAUUGACCAGUUCACUGAGAAAGGAGGACUUUCCUUCUCUUUGUUACUUUGGGCAACACUGAAUUCAGCCUUUGUCAUGGUUGGUUCUCUUAUCGUAGCUUUUAUUGAACCGGUAGCAGCUGGCAGUGGAAUACCACAGAUUAAGUGCUUUUUAAAUGGCGUAAAGGUUCCGCAUGUUGUAAGACUGAAGACAUUGGUGGUUAAAGUUUGCGGUGUCAUAUUGUCUGUGGCCGGGGGCCUUGCUGUUGGAAAGGAAGGUCCUAUGAUUCACUCUGGAGCUGUUGUUGCAGCUGGUAUUUCUCAAGGAAGAUCAACUUCUCUCAAGAGAGACUUCAAGAUCUUUGAGUACUUUCGCAGAGACACAGAGAAGAGAGAUUUUGUGUCUGCAGGUGCUGCAGCUGGAGUUUCAGCAGCUUUUGGUGCCCCAGUUGGUGGAGUGCUUUUUAGCUUGGAGGAAGGUGCUUCCUUCUGGAAUCAACUAUUAACUUGGAGGAUAUUCUUUGCCUCCAUGAUAUCAACCUUUACGCUGAACUUUUUCUUAAGUAUUUAUCACAACAAGCCUGGAGACCUAUCCAACCCAGGAUUGAUCAACUUUGGAAGGUUUGAUACAGAAGAAAAUAGUUACAACAUUUUUGAGAUUCCAAUCUUUAUAGGCAUGGGGGCAGUAGGAGGAAUGCUUGGAGCGGUGUUCAAUGCAUUAAACAAUUGGCUCACUAUGUUUCGAAUAAGAUAUGUUCAUCGACGCUGUCUACAAGUAAUAGAAGCGAUGCUGGUGGCAGCGGUUACUGCAGCUGUGGCUUUUAUAAUGAUUUACUACUCUACCGACUGCCAGCCAUUGCGUGAGGGGUCUGUAGAGUUUCCUUUGCAGCUUUUUUGUGCAGAUGGAGAAUACAAUGCUAUGGCAUCAGCAUUUUUUACCACUCCAGAGAGAAGUGUGCGCAGCCUUUUUCAUGAUCCUCCUGGUUCCUUCAAUCCUCAAACCUUGGGCAUGUUUACCAUCUUGUAUUUUGUUUUAUCUUGCUGGACAUAUGGACUUACAGUUUCUGCUGGUGUAUUUAUCCCGUCACUUCUGCUUGGAGCUGCAUGGGGAAGACUCUUUGGAAUUCUGCUAGCACUUCCAAGUGGAGUUUCAUGGGCUGAUCCAGGAAAAUACGCUCUGAUGGGAGCAGCGGCGCAACUUGGUGGUAUCGUGAGGAUGACAUUGAGUUUGACUGUUAUUAUGGUGGAAGCUACAGGAAAUAUCAGCUAUGGUUUCCCAAUUAUGCUUGUCCUUAUGACUGCUAAAAUAGUUGGUGAUUUCUUUGUAGAGGGUCUUUAUGAUCUCCAUAUCAAGCUGCAAAGUGUUCCAUUCCUACAUUGGGAAGCUCCAGUAACAUCACAUUCACUCAUAGCUAGGGAAGUAAUGAGCACUCCAGUGACUUGUCUACGGAGGCGAGAAAAAGUUGGUAUUGUUGUGGACAUUCUGAGUGACACAUCCUCCAACCACAAUGGAUUCCCCAUUGUAGAGAACAAUGAUGAAAUUAACCAGCCAGCCAGAUUGUGUGGACUGAUACUUCGAUCCCAAUUGAUAGUUCUUCUUAAACACAAGGUGUUUGUUGAGAGAGAAAAUCUGAGUGUAAUUCAAAGGCGUCUGAAGUUAAAAGAUUUCAGGGAUGCUUACCCACGCUUUCCACCAAUCCAGUCAAUCCAUGUUUCCCAAGAUGAACGAGAUUGCCUGAUGGAUCUUACGGAUUUUAUGAACCCAACUCCGUACACUGUACCUCAGGAAGCUUCCCUGCCAAGAGUUUUUAAGCUAUUCCGUGCCCUUGGUCUAAGACAUCUGGUUGUGGUGGAUUGUAAGAACAGGGUUGUGGGACUGGUGACAAGAAAAGAUCUGGCUCGGUACAGAAUAGGAAAACAUGGCUUAGAGGAAAUGAGUAUAGCACAGACGUGAUAUCCGUUAUUUCUAGAUCAAUUUUGAACUUUACAAGAACUAAACAUUACCCCAUGUGUAGACUCGCUUCUCCAACGCUGUCUUACGUUUUAACUUUCCGAAAAUACUGUAAAUAUUUUUAGCCCAUUUUUUUGUUUCUGCCAAUGUUACAACUUUCCUAAGUAACUAAUAAAAUCUGGCUUACAAUUCAUUUUAGUAGAAUUUAAUACAAUCUCUAAGAACUAUUUUUUUUUUUUGUCUCGAGGAAAGACAUUUUUUUUUUAUAAAUCGAAUAUUUUGCUAAGUCCAGGAUGUUUAUAUGUUGAAAAUUAUAUUUUGCACUGAAAUUUGCACUGGGUUUUAUGCAGAUAAUUGUCAGACUGAUUCUUUCAUUCUUUAAACUAUAAUAUAGAAAACAAUAUUUAAAGAUCUCAAUUUAUUAGGUAUAUGUAUAUUUGACGGUGCAUUCUUUUCCAAAGACCUUCCUCUUCAUCAGACAAUAGCUUAAAAAAAUAUGAAAUGUAUACUUUGAUGUAACAAAGGAAAGGCUACAUAUAUAUUAUAGUGCAGUAAACAUUUUAUACAAAAUAGUCUUAUUUUUUUUAAUUUAAGGGACAUGAAACCCAAUUUUUUUCUUUCGUGAUUCAGAUAGAGCAUGGAAUUUUAAGCAACUUUUUAAUUUACUCCUAUUAUCAAAUUUUCUUCAUUCUCUUGGUAUCUUUAUUUGAAAUGCAAGAAUGUAAGUUUAGAUGCCGGCCCAUUUCUGGUGAACAACCUUGGUUGUCCUUUCUGAUUGGUGGAUAAAUUCAUCCACCAAUAAAAAAGUGCCUUCCAUAGUUCUGAACCAAAAAAAAAAAGCUUAGACGACUUCUUUUUCAAAUAAAGAUAGCAAGAGAACGAAGAAAAAAUGAUAAUAGGAGUAAAUUAGAAACUUGCUUAAAAUGUCAUGCUCUAUCUGAAUCACAAAAGAAAAAAUUUGGGUUCAGUGUCCCUUUAAAGGGACAUGAAACCCAAUUUUUUUUCUUUCAUGAGUCAGAAUAUACAAUUUUAAACAACUUCGUAAUUUACUUAUAUUAUCAAAUGUUCUUCAUUCUCUUGUUAUCCUUUGUUGAAAAGCAGGGAGAUAAGCUCAGGCGUGUGCACGUGUCUGCAGUACUGUAUGGCAGCCGUUUUGCAACAUGUGUCUACAGCACUAUAUGGCAGAAGUUUUGCAACAGUGUUAUACAUUAGCAAGAGCACGAGAUGGCAGCACUGUUUCCUGUCACGUAGUGCUACAGAUGUGCCUGCUACCUACCUAGGUAUCUCUUCAACAAAGAAUAACAAGAGAAUGAAGCAAAUUUGAUAAAAGUAAAUUAGAAAUGUUUUUUAAAAUUGGAGUCUCCAACUGAAUCAUGAAGGAAUAAUUUGGGGUUUAAUUUCCCUUUUAAAAUAACAUGAAAGUAAAAAUUAAACUAAGGCAUGCCGUUUUAACAGUUUUUUUUUUUGUUCUCAUUAAAUAGCAGUGCACUACUGGGAGCUAGCUGGUGAUUGGUGGCUACACACAUAUGCCUCUUGUCAUUGGAUCACCAGAUGUGUUCAGCUAGCUCCCAGUAGUGCACUGCCGUUCUGGAGCUGACAUGAACUAUUUGUUUUAAAGGGGCAUUAAACACUAAAUACUCUUUAAUAGACAUAGCAUUUAGGGUGUCGCUUUACUGCUUUCCAGUGCUAUUGUGUUUGCACAUGUGCAGCAACUCUCCUUCAGAUACCAGCAGUGUAACCUAAGUUCCAAAAUGGCGGCACCCAUAAUUAGAUGGAGGUGCAUGACAUUUAUUUAGUGUUUGAUAGCCCUUUAACUCCUUUGCUGGAGGUAAAUACAUAGCUAUUUGCAAGCAACAUUGCAAUAAUAUAAUAGUAUAACACAGAACAUUUUCAUUUUGCACUUUUAAAUGUCCAAUUAAUGUGAAUGAACAGAAAACCAUUGGGCUAGUCAGUCAAACCAAUCAUUUUGGCAUUGUAGAGCAGAUAUCCUCAAAACUUGGCCCUUCAGUGGUUUUGGAACUACAUUUCCCAUGAUGCUCAGCCAGCUAUCAUGGGAAAUGUAGUUCCAAAACCCCUGGAGGGCCAUGUUUGAGGAUUUCUGUUGUAGAGUGCUUUUUGAAUUCAUACCAAUUUGAGAAGUGUCUUUAUUAGUCUGUAAGGAAAUGUUCUACCUCCUUAGCUAUCAAUUAGAGAGCUACAUUUUCAUAUUGGUAAUAGAUAAUGAGUGUGUACUAAAAUAUAUAUAUUUGAUGUCUAGACAACUCAUCAAGCAGUAAAUCAGUUACCAAUAAAAAUUGUUUGUGAGCAGAGCAUUUCUUCUUCAGUAGAGUAGGGGGGAUUGUUUGCUUCCUGAAUCAUUAACAAAUGCAAUUAAAUGUGACAUUAUUUAAUAAUUAAAUACUUUAAUUUUUUAGAUUCAUUUUCUAUUGUAUAAAUGCUUGUAUUUAAAGGGAUAUGAAACACAAUUUUUUUCCUUUCAUGAUUCAGAUAGAGCAUGCAAUUUUAAGCAACAUUCUAAUUGACUUCUAUUACCAAUUUGUCUUCGUUCUCUUUGUAUCGUUUUUAAAAAGCAGAAAUGUAAGCUUAGAAGCCGGCCCAUUUUUUUUUUGUUCAGCACCCUGGGUAGGGCUUGCUGGUAGGUGGCUACAUUUAGCUUACAGUCCCUCUUUUCAAAUAAAGAUAGCAAGAGAACAAAUAAAAUUUGAUAAUGGGAGUAAAUUAGAAAGUUGCUUAAAAUUGCUUGCUCUAUCUUAAUCAUGAAAGAAAAAAAUUGGGUUUCAUAUCCCUUUAAAUGUUUAACCCCACAAAGGGUUUAAAUACAUAUUUAAUAUCCUGCUUCUAAGCUGGGCCUUAACACUUACGAAGACGUGUACACCACUGAUUACCAGCCAUGUUAUGAGUGACAAUACAUUAAAGGGAUAGGAAAGUCAAAAAUAAAACUUGCAUUAUUCAGAUAGAUCGUGUCAUUUUAAGACACUUUUAAAUUCACUUCUAUUGUCAAAUGUACUUUGUUCUCUUGGUAUCCAUUGUUGAAAAAGAAUAUGUACAUAUGCUGCACUAGUCGGAGCUAGCUGCUGAUUGGUGCCUCCACUAGUUGGAGCUAGCUGUGAUUGGAUGACUAGAUGUGUUCAGCUACCUCUCAGUAGUGCUCCUCCAGCAAUGGAUGUCAAGGAAAUGAAGCAAAUUAUAUAAUAGAAGUAAAUAGGAAAGUUGCUUAAAAUUGUAUUCUUUAUCUAAAUCAUGAAAGAAAAAAAAUGUGUUUCAUGUCCCUUUCAAGGCUUGCGAGUGAAUAAUUAACACGUUAGAGCAGGGGUCAUCAAUUGUAAACCUCCAGAGGUUUAAGAAAUACAUUUCCCAUGAUGCUCAGCCAGCAUUUCAGCUGGCUGAGCAUCAUGGAAAAUGUAGUUCCAAAAUCACUUGCACUACUAUGUCCGUUUAUAUAUGUUAAAUCCCAUUAUAGCAGCACCCUCUGUGGCAUUUUAGGUGUAUAAACCUAUUCACAUCCGUGUACAAAUGCUCACUUGCUCUACAAUUUUGUGUUUAUGGUGCUAUUCCACUGAGAACCAAAUUUGUAAAGUAUUUUGUUUAAUGUGCUAAAAGCUUUGUAAUUGAAACAUUAAAAUGAAAUCCAAAAUUGAUAUUUCAUUUUUUUAAGGUACAUUUGAGAAGUUAUGAUCUCUUUAGUUUUUCUUUUUUUAUUCUUUAGUCUAUGCAGAGAUUUUCAGUCAUACUUUUUAUUUUAAUGCCGAAGUGUUUUGUAGUAAUUUGACUUUUUAAUCUAUCUUUUUGUCUUCUCUAUUAUGUUACAUAUUUUAGCUUAUUGUUUUGGUAAAAUAAUUUGGAGAGUUUAAUAAAAUUUAAGCAAAACAUUG
This is a messenger RNA of Bombina bombina (fire-bellied toad), 6348 nucleotides long. RefSeq names its product chloride voltage-gated channel 7 (gene CLCN7). NCBI's taxonomy places the organism in Eukaryota, Metazoa, Chordata, Amphibia, Anura, Bombinatoridae. The transcript is spliced from 25 exons. Gene Ontology annotation, cellular component: lysosomal membrane; intracellular membrane-bounded organelle. Bases 89 to 2479 code for a protein of 796 amino acids. Gene Ontology annotation, biological process: chloride transport; transmembrane transport. Gene Ontology annotation, molecular function: voltage-gated chloride channel activity. The record is from RefSeq and is a predicted model, not a curated record.